This is a messenger RNA of Solea senegalensis (Senegalese sole), 1507 nucleotides long. RefSeq names its product arrestin domain-containing protein 3-like. The record is from RefSeq and is a predicted model, not a curated record. Gene Ontology annotation, cellular component: cytoplasm. Bases 224 to 1480 code for a protein of 418 amino acids. Gene Ontology annotation, biological process: protein transport. NCBI's taxonomy places the organism in Eukaryota, Metazoa, Chordata, Actinopteri, Pleuronectiformes, Soleidae. The transcript has 8 exons.
GAGAGAGCGAGAGAGAGACAGAGAGAGAGAGAGAGCGCUGGAGUGGACCAUCAGCUGUGCGUCUCAGCCAGAUGAACCACAGUCCCGGCUCUGCGCUGGGCAGCCAGAGCUUGGGCGCAUGAAUUUGCUGCUUACAUUGCCUAUACUCUUCUACUACUGCUCCACAUAUUUUUGUUUUUAACUUUUAUUUUUAAAGACAUUCACGUGUUUGACAUAAUUCACCAUGGUGCUGGGCAAAGUGCGGGCCCUGGCAAUCUACUUUGACUGUUUGAAUGAGAACAAUCUGCCCGUGUUCUCCGGUGGAGAGCUGGUGUCAGGGCGCGUGGUCGUGGAGGUGACCGGGGAUGUGCGGGUGAGGAGUCUGGACAUCACCGCGAGAGGAGUCGCUAAGGUCCGGUGGACAGAGUCGAGAAACGCCGGAGCCAACACGGCUUACACUCAGAAUUACAACGAGGAGGUGGAAUAUUUACACCAUUACGACACUUUGAUAGGCGAGGAGCGAGAUGAAGACUGUCCAGAGGAAGGUCUGACUGUCCUGCAUGCUGGCCUACACGAGUUUGCUUUCAGCUUCAACCUGCCUCAGAUGGCAUUGGCCACGUCCUUCGAAGGGAAGCAUGGCAGUGUGAGGUACUGGGUUAAAGCUGAGCUGCACCGUCCAUGGCUGCUCCCUGUCAAAGUGAAGAAAGAGUUCAUUGUGUUUGAACACAUCGACAUCAACACACCUCUGCUGUUGGCCCCUCAGGCUGGAACAAAGGAAAAGACUCUGUGCUGCUGGUUCUGUGCUUCAGGCCCGAUCUCCCUGAGUGCUAAGAUUGCACGAAAGGGCUACACACCAGGCGAGUCUAUUCAAAUUUUUGCCGAGGUGGAGAACUGCUCGUCCAGGGUCGUGGUGCCAAAGGCUACCUUGUACCAGACCCAAACUUUCUUUGCCAAAGGCAAGGGCAAACAGAUCCAGCAGCCGGUGUCCAACCUGCGAGGUGACGCCCUACCACAGGGGAAAAGCCAGAGCUGGGAGGGAAAGCUGCUGAAAAUACCACCAGUGUCCCCCUCCAUCCUCGACUGUCCCAUCAUCAGAGUGGAGUAUGUCCUGGUGGUGUAUGUGGACAUCCCUGGGGGAUUGAACCUGUCUCUCUCUCUCCCGCUGGUGAUCGGGACGAUCCCACUCCACGCCAGCACCACCCGCACCUCAAGCAUCAGCAGCAACUGCAGCACUUUGACGUGGCUCGGCCUGUCCGAGCCUCCCGAGGCUCCGCCGAGCUACAGCGAUCUGGCAAUAUCAGAGUCGCACAGGCAGGAUUGUCUGCAGGGCUGUGAUAGAUCUGAGGGGGAGGGAGAGGACCACAGAGCUCUGCUUACGUAUAUCAGAGAGUUCCGAUAUCUGCCCCCGCCAGUCUACUCUGAGGUCGACCCGUACUCAAACCCCGUGGAAGCGUGUGGGGCCACAGAUGUCAGGAGACCCGACACGUGUCCGUCCCGCUGAGGGGAGCUCUCAAACCCCGAACCAGAC